Seminavis robusta is the source of this 3550-nucleotide messenger RNA. The record is from the annotation of a GenBank genome assembly. NCBI's taxonomy places the organism in Eukaryota, Bacillariophyta, Bacillariophyceae, Naviculales, Naviculaceae.
GGCAGAGUUCAUCGUUGUGCACUGUGCCUCUUUCAUAUUCUUCAAAAAAGCCGCUACCGGUACUUGUAGCUAGGGGAUCAGAGUGCUUCUCCUCGAGGUCAAACGUAUGCAGUUCCACUUGUGAGAAUGGCGGAGGAACGAAGGACUCGCUCUGGUGUUGGUCGAACUGAUGCGAUGCCUGUUGCCACGCAUCGAGAUGAUCCAGAAGGGACAAUCCAAAAUGAUGUGGAUGUAUCUCAAGACUUGCUCUUGCUGGCCAUGCUGGGAGUCAACUCUCGGGCUCCGCCAUAUGCCUUUGACUACUUGACUCCUCGUGAUCUUAUGCAGUUGCCAGUGGUUUCCAAGACUAUGCAACAAUACCUGCAGGAAAUUGACUACCAUGGGAGCAAAUGUGGUCGGCUCUAUAAGGUUCCCUUUCCGGGUUUUCCAGGAUUGUUUCAAGGGAGCAAAAAAUUGUCAGACCGAGCUGCAAACAGAGAAAGCUAUGAUGGUCUUUUCCCUCACCAGCUGGCCAGUCUUCAAGCAAUGCACAAGGCUGAGAAUGCCAACAAAGACUACGGUGCUCUUAGAGGUGGAAUUUUGGCAGAUGCUCCUGGAUUAGGAAAGACGAUCACGACUCUUGCCCUGAUUAUUUCCACCGCUGGAAGGAGACCAACUGUCCCCAAGGAAUUUUGGGACUCGCAAAAGAUCCAAGAAGGAUGGGAAGGUCUCUCUCAAAACCCCUAUUGCGCAGGAGAUGUUAUGGUAGCGAUUGCCCCGUUUCGACCUCUCCGCAAAAUCUAUUUGGCAAUGGCUGAACAUGUGCAACCGCCAUUCCCUGUUGCGAGGUUUCCACAGUUGAAGGAUUUUGAGACCUAUGUCAAACGUACCGUCAACAACCAUGCCACCAGUGCUCAGAAGGAACUGUUUCGUCAGAAUUUGAUCCAGCUCCAAGCAGGAAUGAUCAAAUCACAUCGAAAAACCAAAUCGACCGAAGCAGGACGCCGCAUGGCCUGGGAAAGAAGCUUGAUCCCAACUAGUGCCACACUGUUGGUCGUGCCAGAUGCCCUCCUCGAGCAUUGGUAUCAGCAGAUAGAGCUACACUUGAAUAGGUUCAUCUUUGCCGACACAAAAGAGGGAAGAUUUGACGAACAGAGGCAAGGAGAAGACGGCACUGGAUCAAAGCGCGCCAAGAGCAACAAUGAAGAGGGUCGAGGAGUGGUCUUUUUGGAUGGUGUGGGAGAUAUUGCAGACACUCAGAUGCCCCUGGGAGGAGUCCAGCGUUCCAAUCCGCUCCCGCUGUCAUGGGAGCUUUCCAAAUACUUGAUCGUAGUGACAACAUUUAGCAGGUGUGAGCAAGAGUUCCACAAAGAAGUUCUAGGAGGACGCAUGGAAAGCGUUUCUUCUGUGCAGGGAGGCAAACGAAAGCGAUCCCAUUUGGCCGUUGAUGGAACGUCAGCGGACUAUUCACUUUCCACGCUAUUGCAGAUGCGUUGGCUUCGAAUUGUGGUGGACGAGGGCCAUGAACUAGGGACACAUGAAGGUGGAAAUGGCUUGACGCAGUUCAUCCACCAGAUUGCAGCAGAAAGAAGAUGGGUGCUAAGUGGUACACCAACAACAGGAGAUGAGGAUGAUGCUCAAUUCACCAGCAAGGCAUUGGACCAGUUACAACGCUUGCUCUUGUUCUUGCGCCACCCAAUUUAUGGGACCUUGCUUCCAGCAGCACCUACAUCAGCCUCGCCUUAUGUAUUUGACUACAAGAGGGUUAUGAAGAAGGCAGGCAACAACCAACUUGAGCAGAAACAAAGAGCCAAAACCACAUGGGUAGCCACUGUGAAAGAACCCUUUCUGCAGAAGAAGCUAGGAGGACGAGAAGCAUUGCUCCAAGUGCUCCAUGGCGUCAUGGUAAUCCACAAGAAAGAGGACAUCAAUUUGCCCAAACCUGACUUCGUUCAGAGUGAUGUUGAGCUCCCAAUCCCAAUGCAAGUUCAAUCAAAUAUCCGGGACAAUGUAGCGAGCAGCGCGACACUCCUACAGGAAUACCUAAAAACUGACGAGUUUCAGGCUCUAGUGGAUGGUGCCCAAGCAGGACACAUUCUGCAGAAGAUCCAGCAAGCCAAGGAUGCCCUUCAAGCUCGAGGUGGCCCUUUAGAAAACAGGGAGGGUCCUUUGAAGAUGUUGUCGGAAAAUGAAGCCAACCCCCGGGGCAAUACCCUUGCGCACAAGGACCGUCGGCCCAUAAAGGCUGUUGUCUAUUCCUCCAACAAAUUCAACUUAAGAGAUGUGACAGAGGCCCUAUACAAGAAAUUAACAGACGAAAACAUUGCCGAGGCGUAUGAUGAGCAAGGCUAUGAUUGCAGCUCCGAGUUGUCUAGAUUCCGGCACAACCGCAAAGUGUGCAGGCGCUGUCCAGUUUGUUCGUUUCUUAAUGAGGCAGUGGGCACAGCAAAAAGACGCGAACCCAAGUGCGAGAACUUCUUGUUAGAGGUGGUGAAGCCAGAUGAUGACAGCUGCCGCUUCCUUGUCGAACCAGAACGAAUCAUCAGGGCUCUGCCUCCUCCUAUUGGGAAUGUGCCUUUGGAGCGAUUGAAUGGCGCUGGAUAUGAUGAGUAUGGAUCCAACCGCAGAGUAUGGGCAGUGAAGGAUAUCGUACUUGUUGAUAUUCAAGACCCACACCCCUUGCUGGUGAAAAGAAGGGACCAAGGGGUCUGGGAAGAGUUUGGGGCCGAUCGGUGCAUGGAGCGGGCAGAGGAGGAUCGCUAUCUGGGUUCCGACUGGUAUUUUGGACCACUCCCAUCAUUGGAGAGCAAUGGAGGCUCUCGUUUCAUGGAGGUGGAAAUCAGCAAAUGGCAACAUUGUGGGCGGUAUCACAAUCAUUCAAGAUGGUACACUGGGCCCAGGCUGAUGGAGGCUCCAUUGGAGAUCAUCAAGGAGAACGUUUUCAUUCUUUCACUUGAUGCAGGUCUUUCUCAUGGGCUUGACUUGUCCUUUGUUACACAUAUAUUCUUGUUGGAACCCAUUGAUGACGCAGCCCUAUUGGAACAAAUCACCAGUCGAGCUCACCGACUUGGAGCAACAGGGCCAGUGGUCGUUGACACCGUUAACGUGCAUUACAAAGUGGAGGCAGAAACUGAAGCAGCUGUGGAUACCUCGCUGAAGAUUCACCAGGCACUUGACGAAGAGGAAGAAGCAUCAAAGAAACUUGCCAAAGGCGCCAGUGUGCAGUCCAACAAGCAAAAGGGGAAAUCCUUGUCUACUGUUGUGUGCCACUUUUGCUAUCGUCAGUUUGGCUCAAUUUCAGAAGCAGAGACACAUGAAACCACGAAGUGCCCACGCAAUCCAUCCGUCUCCCUCAGCUCUUGCCCUUUCACGAUGUCGUCGGUUUUCAGAGACAUCAAGCCACCUCCCCCUCGCUUGUCUACUAUUGCGCAAGAUUGAGCGUAUUGGUGAUUAUAACGUAUUUCUAUCAACGCUAUCAACGCAACGAUGCUUUUUAAAUGUCUAUUCUGUGGGCUCACUCCAGUCUGGACCGUAGGUACCGGUAGAGUGCAAGCAGUAGUAGCCGCUGCUC